CUUUUUUUUUUAAAUUUUUUGUUUUUCUGAGGAAUGUUGGACAUUUUGGAUACAUUGGAUAGUUAUGAGGAAGUUAUUACGAAGACAAGUCCUAGUUUACACGAUUAUUUUGCGGGAAGAGACAGCAGGUUGGCGGGUGCAUUGGGUGUUAUACAUUUUAAUAUUCGGAGUCUGAGGAAGCAUUUUGAUGAAUUGCUCGUAUACUUGGAGAGAAACUUGAAUAAUUUGGAUGUCAUAGUCCUGUCGGAAACAUGGAAUCUUGAUUCGAGGUGGAAAGAUGGAGCGAGAUUUUAUCGUGUAAAGAGACACAGAGAGGUUAUAGUGUCUUUGUUGAUGUGUUGGGGAAACAUAUCGCUGAGUCAACUGAAACAAUGCUACGCAAGAAAGGUAGAAACAAGCUGAAGCCGUGGAUAACAGAGGGGUUGGUGAAGUCGAUUCAUACCAGGGAUCAGAUGAAGAGGAAAUUUCUGAGGUCUCCUACACCUGAACUCGAACUGGAGUUUAAAAAAUAUAGGAAUAAACUCAAUAGUCUAAUAAAAUUUACGAAAGAUAAUUAUUAUAAAAAUAAACUGGAUGCAUGUGAUAAUUGUGGGCAAUCCUGGAAAAUAAUUAAUGAAAUUUCAAAUUAUAAACCAAAAAAAAGUAAUAAUGUUGAGAAUGUUUCUUUAUUAGAGCAUGGUGAUAAAGUCAUUACAGAUAAUGAAGAAAAAGCGAAUUAUUUCAAUGAUUACUUCAUCAAUGUUGGAAAAAAAAUGGCCAACAGAAUUGAAAAGUGUGAGUUACCUGAAAAUUUUUUAAAAAAAUCUACAGUGGCCUCAUCGUUGUUCCUUCGACCUGUUGAUGAGAACGAAAUAAUUUUGGCAAUAUCGAAACUCAAAAAUAAUUGUGCACCGGGCCCUGACGGAAUCACUACAACCGUCAUAAAAAGCAUUCAUGAAUACAUAGUAACACCACUAACACAUAUCAUUAACCUAUGCUACACAAAUGGCAAUAUGCCAACACAGUGGAAAGAGUCUAAUGUAACGCCUAU
This is a messenger RNA of Coccinella septempunctata (seven-spotted ladybird), 1030 nucleotides long. RefSeq lists its product as uncharacterized. NCBI's taxonomy places the organism in Eukaryota, Metazoa, Arthropoda, Insecta, Coleoptera, Coccinellidae. Bases 34 to 402 code for a protein of 122 amino acids. The record is from RefSeq and is a predicted model, not a curated record. The transcript has 2 exons.